Messenger RNA from Radiomyces spectabilis, 2164 nucleotides. RefSeq lists its product as uncharacterized. The transcript has a single exon. The coding region runs from base 263 to 2005 and encodes 580 amino acids. The record is from RefSeq and is a predicted model, not a curated record. NCBI's taxonomy places the organism in Eukaryota, Fungi, Mucoromycota, Mucoromycetes, Mucorales, Radiomycetaceae.
UUAAAUCGUUCUGAGUACAUCAGCUUACCAUACAUGUAUACAAAAUAAAUAUACAGGCAUAUGUGGAAAAUAAAGGCUUGAAGUUCUUACACUUUUUUACUUUAUAAUUUUUUUUUUUGUGUUCAUUUCUUGUUGAUUGCGAAAUAAUUGAUUGCCAGAGCGGAAGAGCCGUACUUUUUUUCCCCUCUUUUCUUUUUUAUUUUAUUUUUUUAUUCCCUGUUUUCCUUGAAUUUAUAAAACCCAUUGGUUGUCAUCGGUGGUCAUGAGCAUCGAGCCAAUGCUGCAUGCACCUGUCAUAGUGGAUCAACCUGUACCAGAAUUAUCAUUGAGUGAGCAUGACGAAUUAAGAGCAUAUAUCCAGCCACCGUCCUCACCGUCACCGGUAUCUCCUUCUAAACAAAUUGAGAACCAGCAGCAAGGUGAAAACACGGGCGAAUUCGACCACCACCAACUAUUUAUUACACACAAUAACACACCGUCCCUGGAACAAAUUCAAGAAGAGGACGAUUUCUUUUUCCUUCAUCCUAGUGCAGGCGCGACUCAUGAGGGCGAUCCUCACAACACUGUUUCAGCAUUGUAUGGCGACACCAGAAAUCAGCCGGCUGUCUUUAUGUUUACCUCUUCAGAGGAAUCUCCGCUCCACGACGAAGUAGCGGAACUGGAAGAAGACGAUGACUAUGACCAUACCCUCGUGGAUGCUACCUUUGAUUUAGCCAGUCGAACGUUUUACGCCACUUGUCACAAAUUUGCUCGUCAAAACUACCCAGAGUAUCGCCGACGAUCGGCUUACUCCUUUUUGGAAAACUGGCUUUUGCACAGUAUGUACAGCAAAUCACAGCAGAUCUUACUCGGUAUUCCUCAGGUGAAACCUACCGUAUUACUAACUGGCGACGACUUUAUGUUCACUCCACCGUUGAUGCAUCAUCGACAGUUGGAGGGGGAUGCUAUUCAGCUGGAUUGGGACGAUCAAGAGGACGACGGACACUACGAUGUCGAUACCGAGCAUGCCCAUUUAAUGGCUUUGGAGAACAACGAUGUGAAGGUGAUGGCAACGCCAUCGCCCGAGGACGAUGAAGCAAUGGAUAUGUCAUAUACCCUUAAUCCGGUGAUGAUGGAUGAGAAUACGUGGAUGGGAAUCAAUCGCAAUCAACAAAAGCUCGUAUUGCAUGUGGUGAACGCUGAUAUACCCGAAGAUGAAUAUACCCAGCCUAUUCAGGCGAAAGAGUUACCAUCCGUUCCUGAUGGUUCAUCAUGUCCUGUGGCAACAGAACACAGUAGUUCUCGCGAUGGUUCAAUCGUAGAAAAAUGUAUGGAAGAGAACCCAGAGAACGACGAUUCAGGCCACACUGCUAGCUUGAAUGUUGGCAUCACCAUGUCACCCGAACUUGUCGACUGGUAUCGAUCGGCGAAUCCACGGAAACCUCUACAUGUAUCGGAAUCGGCGACAUGCGACGAAGCGAUAUCCAGAUCACCACCUGCUGUAUUGUCUCCACCGGUGGGGAGCGAUAAGGGUAAAUGCAUGCCGACUCCGAACGUUACUUUGCCAUCGAGUGCCGAAGUGGCAUCGAAUUCGGCCGUCGAUAUGGUGGAAAAGUCGCUUUCUACACAAUGUAACGGUACGUAUCAAUCGUUGAGCGAAAUGGUGACGGAUGAAUCGCCGUCGGCAACCCUUCGUGGCUGUGGAGCGAUGGACGGUGACUCCAGUACGUGUACAAUGGAAUCUACACGAUUUGUUCGAAUGUCAUGGCAAGACCAUUGGCAAGGCCGACUCGCAUCAUUUUCCGGGACAUUGGUGGAUACAGCCAAAUACGCUUUGGAACUGGCAGAGGCGUAUGCGGAUAGCCAGGAUGCGGAGCUUCACGAUAACCAUGAAACCGAGGAUCUUCAUUUCAGAAAAUCCAAACCAAAGCCUCGUCUCGUCACUUGUAUCUUUCGUGUUUGGACUACCUUGUUCGUAGGGGCCGAAACCAUGCUGGUUUGGAUGACCAUACCACAGCGACACUGAAAAAGUGGCUGGCGAUGCAUUCUAUUACCUGCAUGGAUUGUCGAUGAUCCAUUGAUUUGGGGAUAUUCCUGAUACCCUUGCUUCCGUUACAAACCGUUCUUUGAUGACCGUUGACAACCGGGUCGACAUAUUUAUACACACGCACACACACACACACAC